Messenger RNA from Hippopotamus amphibius kiboko, 2019 nucleotides. RefSeq names its product kidney mitochondrial carrier protein 1-like. Gene Ontology annotation, cellular component: mitochondrial membrane. The record is from RefSeq and is a predicted model, not a curated record. Gene Ontology annotation, biological process: mitochondrial transport. NCBI's taxonomy places the organism in Eukaryota, Metazoa, Chordata, Mammalia, Artiodactyla, Hippopotamidae. The transcript has a single exon. The coding region runs from base 891 to 1772 and encodes 293 amino acids.
GCAUCUGUGGCCCGUUUCAUCCUUCCCUCCCCAGAGUGCCCAUCCCCCUCCAGGAGCGCUCACGCAAUAACAUCCCUGUAUCAGGGCCACUUCCAACGCUUCUCCGUGUACAUGGGAGAGAACUGCUCAGUGAGAAAGCUGCCACGCUGGGCACUUUCAGGAUCUGGCCCAGUGUUUUUUUGAACUCAGAUGUUCCAGAUUUGUCAGUAGCAAGACUCUGGCUGAGGCCAGUCAUUUCUUGGUAUCUCUCCCUGGAAAGAAGAGCUGAUUCAGCUUCAGAGUCUGGAUGGCGAAGGCCAACUGCAGCACCAGGUAGGAGAGAGAGCCUAGAUCUUGGAGUUGGAGCUGAAAGAGCAUUGAACAGGUGUUGGGAGACCUGGAGACUGGUCACUAAAAGCUGUGAGACCUUGACAAGCUGUUUAAUAUCUCUGGACUGUCAGCUUUGGGAAGGUCAAUGAGAAGAUGCAUAUAAAAAGUGUGUUCAUGCUCCACAAGGAAACAAUCACCAAAAUGAAAAGGCAGCCUACGGAAUAGGAGAAAAUAUCUGCAAACCCUAUGUGUUAUAAUGGAUUAAUAUCCAAAAUAAAAAAGGAACUCCUACAACUCAAUAGCAAAAAUCCAAAUAACCUGAUGUUUUAAAUGGGCAAAGGAUUUGAAGAGACAUUUCUACAAAGAAGUCAUACAAAUGGCCAACAGCUAUGUGAAAAUGUGCUCAACAUCACUGAUCAUCAGGGAAAUGCAAAUCAAAACCACACUGACUUUUUUUCCAGUUUCCCCGCUCUGGUUGCUGCUGAGCCUGGGCAAGAGGAGGUGCAGGGCCACCGGCGCCCAGAAAAACCCUGUUGGAGGCUGUGCUUCUGUGAACGAAAGGAGAAGGGACAGCGGUGAGCAUGUCGGCCCUGAACUGGAAGCCCUUCGUGUACAGAGGCCUGGCCUCCAGCAUGGAGGAGUGCAGUACAUUACCAACUGAUUUAACCAAGACACGGCUCCAGAUUCAAGGCCAGAAGAAUGAUGCAAACUUUCAGGAAAUCAGGUAUCGAGGAAUGUUGCCUGCGUUAGUGAGGAUAGGCAGAGAGGAAGGCCUGAAAGCACUGUAUUCGGAGAUUGCCCCUGCGAUGCUACGCCAGGCUUCCCAUGGCACCACCAAGAUAGGCACCUACCAGAGCUUGAAGCGGUUAUUUGUGGAGCGCGCAGAAGAUGAAACCCUUCUGAUAAACGUGGUCUGUGUAAUUCUCUCUGGAGUUGUAUCCUCAACCAUUGCUAAUCCAACUGAUGUUUUGAAAAUUCGGAUGCAAGCACAAAACAGCACCCUUCAAGGAGGAAUGAUAGGUAACUUCAUUAACAUUUACCAGCAAGAGGGAACAAGAGGACUGUGGAAGGGCAUGUCCCUUACUGCUCAGAGGGCUGCUAUUGUUGUCGGCGUGGAGCUGCUGGUCUAUGACCUCACCAAGAAGCAUCUGAUUCUCUUGGGUCUGAUGGGGGAUGCUGUGAGAGGAAAUACACAUUUCCUCUCAAGCUUCACCUGUGGGCUGGCGGGGGCCCUGGCCUCAAACCCUGUUGAUGUGGUGAGAACACAUAUGAUGAAUCAGAGAGUCCUUCGAGAUGGCAGAUGCCCUGGCUACACAGGUACCUUGGAUUGCCUGUUACAGACAUGGAAGAAUGAAGGGUUUUUUGCUCUGUGUAAAGGGUUUUGGCCAAACUGGUUGAGACUUGGUCCUUGGAAUAUUAUUUUCUUUGUGACAUAUGAGCAGUUGAAGAAAUUGGAUUUGUGACAAGUCAAGACUGCAUGAGCCAUCCCUCUGAAAAUGCUCACUUCUGAAAUAGCAGAGCUUCCUGUCUUUCCCACUGCUUCUCAUUGCUUGGCCCGCCACAGAUUCUGAGGUGUGAGCAACAGGUGAAGCCUGGGUGAGCUCAGAUCGCUGUGUCCUGGCAUUGAAUGCUCUGCACCAAAUAUUUAAUGGCAUAGACUGUGACAUCCAAACACCAGUCCUUACCAUUCAAGUGCCCUUUGACAUCAAA